This is a messenger RNA of Plasmodium gonderi, 1584 nucleotides long. Its product is annotated as mitochondrial import inner membrane translocase subunit TIM50. Gene Ontology annotation, molecular function: phosphoprotein phosphatase activity. The coding region runs from base 1 to 1584 and encodes 527 amino acids. Lineage: Eukaryota; Apicomplexa; Aconoidasida; Haemosporida; Plasmodiidae. The record is from RefSeq and is a predicted model, not a curated record. The transcript has a single exon.
AUGAUUGCCUCAUUAUGUUUAUCCAAUUUAAAAAAUAAUGAAAAGAAAUUAUUUCAUUAUUUGUCAAUAAGAUGUUCCAACAGUAAUGCAGGGAUUAACUUAGCAGCUCAUAAGAAAAAAAAAAAUGCUGAAAAAGUCACAAAAUUUAGUAAACAUACAGAAAUAAAGUACAAUAACAAUGGACGCAUAACCUAUCAAAAGAAAAAAUUUACAAGUAUCUCUUCACUUUUGGAUAAAAAUGAAAAUGGAAGAAAAGUAUGUAAAAAUGAUUAUUUCAAAUUAAUGAGUAAUAUUAUGUCCCCCAUCUUCGUAAGCAGGAACUAUCUAAAGGGAGAGGACAAAUUGGAAGAGAAAAAAAAAAAAAAAAAAAGUGUGAAUAUAAAUAGUACAAUAAAAUCACCAAUUAUACAAUUUAACAGGGAUUGUAGUAUCCCACAAUUCAGUAAGCUCUUCUACAUGGAUAGUAGAAGUUGUUGCUACAUGAAGAGAACAUUUGUAACAUCAAAAAGUGCAAAUUGUGGAAAUUUCAAGGAGGAAGUAAAGAUAAAAAUGAACAAAGUGCAUGAAGUAAACAAUAGAGGGGAGGUCAAUGAAUCCUCAAAUGGUGGUGAAAAUGAAUGCACUAACCAUUCUUCCGUUGCACAAACUAGUAAAACGUUUAACAGUUGCAAAAGUGAUGAAACAUUAAAUAGCAACAAGAGCAAGAAAACAUUAAGACAAAUAUAUCUGCACAAAAAAGAAAGAGAAAAAAUGAUAAAAAUGUAUUUACUUUUAAGCCUUCUUUUAAUGCCAUUUGGACAAGUUUACAUGUACUGUAUUGAAAAUGAUAUAAGUAUGGAAGAAUUAUUAAAAAUGUUAAAAGAAAAAGCAGAAGUGUUAGAAAAUAAAUAUAAUGAUUUAUUAAACGAAUUUAUUGAUAAAUAUUUUCCACUAAGCAAUGAACCGUUAUUACCAGACUUUAAAGAUUUAAAUUAUCCAGAAAAUUUACCAACAUUAGUAAUUGAUUUAAAUUAUGUAAUUGCAAAAUUAGAAUAUGAUAGAAAAACCGGAUGGAGAGUGCUCAAGAGACCUUAUGCUGAUAUGUUUUUUAAAGAAUUAUCAAGUUUUUAUGAAAUUGUUAUUUGGUCUGAUGAUAAUUUCCCAGUUGCACAAGAAGUUAUUUCCAAGUGGGGUAUUCCAGCUAUUGGCUGUUUACACAGAGAUCAAUGUUCCAAAAAAAAAAGACAUUAUGUAAAAGAUUUAAACAGAUUAGGUAGAAAUCUGGAUCGAGUAGUUAUAAUUGAUCAUGAUGCUCAUGCUUUUAUGCUUCAACCAGAAAAUGGAAUUCUCAUCAAAGAAUUUAAUGGUGAUGUAAAUGAUAAAGAAAUUUUUUGUUUAAUUGAUUUAUUGAAAUCUUUUGCCAUUAGCACCUAUGAUAUCUCUCACUUCUUGAAAAAAUAUGGUGGCGGAGAUUACAACAUUGGAAAGAGGUACAUGCAACUCAAGAGCGACACUGAGCAAAAAUCACAAAGGAUUAGAAGUUUUGGAAAAAUUUUCCACCUUGAUAGUAAAAAAACACCCAACGGAAUUUCCUUCAAUUCGUGA